Molecule: messenger RNA, 573 nt
Organism: Phytophthora sojae
Lineage: Eukaryota; Oomycota; Peronosporomycetes; Peronosporales; Peronosporaceae
Exons: 3
Coding region: 1-573 (190 amino acids)
Molecular function (GO): Hsp90 protein binding
Source: RefSeq, a predicted model, not a curated record
AUGGAGUGGCUCUUUGGGUCGUCGUCGUCUGCAGCUCCGCCCGUGAGUGCGAAGCUGUCCGCGUCGACGGCGCAGGGCCGCAGCGCGCCGUCGCUGGAGGACGAUUCGUGGCACAAGAACCGCGGCAACGAGUUCUUCAGGCUGAAAGACUACGAGGCGGCCGUUCGCGAGUACUCGCUGGGCAUCGAGCGGCGUCCGUCGGCCACGCUGCACAGCAACCGGUCGGCCGCUUACUGCGGUCUGGGGCAGUUCCAACAGGCCAAAGCAGACGCGGACGCCGCCAUCGCACUGGACCCGGACUGGGCCAAGACGUACUCGAGGAAGGGCAAGGCGCUGUAUGGCAUGGCCUCGUACAAGAAGGCGGCAGACGCCUACGCCCGGGGACUGGAGCUCUGUCUGCGCGGGGCGGUGGGGGAGGCCCAGCAGCGAGACACAGAGCUAGAAGCGCUGAAGCGCCAAACCGACAGCCAAGCGGAGGCGUAUCUCCGCCUCUUGGAAGAGAACAACCAGCUCAAGCGGCAGCUGGAGGACUAUCAGCACAUGUUUGGCGAGUGGACGAAGAAGGAAAUGUGA